Brienomyrus brachyistius is the source of this 7045-nucleotide messenger RNA. RefSeq names its product BICD family like cargo adaptor 1 (gene bicdl1). Gene Ontology annotation, biological process: Golgi to secretory granule transport; vesicle transport along microtubule. The coding region runs from base 602 to 2476 and encodes 624 amino acids. Lineage: Eukaryota; Metazoa; Chordata; Actinopteri; Osteoglossiformes; Mormyridae. The record is from RefSeq and is a predicted model, not a curated record. The transcript has 10 exons.
CUUAUCAGCUACUAUUUUUCAUUGGUCUUUAAGUUUGUAAAAUUAUCAUGUUCAGAAGACCAAAAACAGACCAAAGCAGAUCUGACCUGAUGUAACACAAUGAUUUGAUACAUGGGUUAAUAAUAUUGCAAGGCCACAUCACAGGCGCUGCUCUGGUGAAUGGCGUUACCGCGGCCAGCCAAUAAGGAUCCGUUAGUGCGGGAUUUUUUUAGCCACGUCACACGCACGGGAGCGCGCAUAGGGAAGCAGAGGAGGCGCCGAAGUCGGGAGCGCGCGCUGGCGGCGAGCUAUUUCUGAAAAUCAUUUUCAGGCCACGCAGGAUGCCGCUCUUGUAAGACGCGACCAUAAUGGGGAAAGCGGGUCCCCGGCGUAUGUGCAAGGACACACCGAGUGCGUCCAUCAAGGCGGUUCAGGCGCGGGUUCGACGCCUUCAGCUCGGCCGUAUUUAAAGGGAAGCAGCCCCCGGAGAUCCUCUGGCGGAUCUAUCGUUAUUCUGCCCGGGUUUGGGCUGAGAAAUCGGGGCUUCGGGAGGGUGAGGCGGGGCUCAGGGAGGCAGCGACCAGAAAAGCACUGAGUAUUUCAUUAUUAUGGGGAACUCUAUAUGGAAAUACCGCUGGCGCAGGAAUCAGCGGGUCGCCGGGAACCUGUGACACAGCGAACCGGGAACCCGCAUCCCGUCCGCCGGCCGGCCAUGUCAGCUUUCCGCCUCGACUUGCACUCCCCCCCGGCCGCGAUUUCAGCACCGCCGGAGCUGGACAGCGACUGUAUGGAGCAGUACCCCCCAGAGCUGGAGCCCGGCGGCCUGGGAAUGGCGCUGGAGGAGGAGCUGGCCGCGCUGGCCGGGGAGAGCCUGGAGGACGCCGCCGAGCCCGCUAACGGGCAGGAUCCCGACUUACUGUCGCUCUUUCGGCAAAAGGAGAAGGAUCUGGUGCUGGCCGCGAAGCUGGGGAAAGCGCUGUUGGAGCGCAACCAGGAGCUGAGGAAGCAAUAUGAGAAAAUGAACAAAGAGCUCAAUGAGAAGCUGGAGCACCUGGAGCAGGAAAAGCACGAGCUGCGGCGUCGGCUGCAGAGCCGUGAGGGCGAGUGGGAGGGCCGCGUGGCCGAACUGGAGGCGGAUGUGCGGCUGCUGCAGGGGGCGCUGGAGAGGCAGCAAGUCCAGCUGCGGGAGGCCGACCGGGAGAAGACCCGCGCCGUGUCCGAGCUGUCCGAACAGAACCACCGACUACUGGAGCAGCUCAGCCGGGCUGCAGAAGUGGAGAGGCAGCUGUCCACUCAGGUCCACUCGCUCCGAGAUGACUUCCGGGAGAAGAAUGCCUCCAGCAGCCAGCAUGUGUCACGCCUGGAGAGUCUGCAGGCCGAGAUAAAGAUGCUGUCAGAGCGCAAGCGCGAGUUGGAGCGGCACGUGGAAGCAGCUCUCGAGGAGAACGUGCUGCUACACUCUACGGUGGACAAGCUGCGCGAGCGCACCUUCGAGCUGGAGAGUCAGUGUCGCGAGAAGGACCUGCAGCUGAGGCAGAGCCAGGAGGAGCUGCAGGAGGUGAGGCUGUCGCACCGGCAGCUGAGCGAGCGCUUGGAGGAGAUCAGUGAGGAGCGGAGCCUGCAGGGCCUGAGUGUGCACACCCCCAGCCUGCUGUGUGAGAUCGAGCAGAGCAUGGAGCAGGAGGAGCUGGAGCAGGAGAGAGAGCAGCUGCGGCUGCAGAUGUGGGAGGCCUACUGCCAGGUACGCUCCCUCUGCUCUCACCUGCGAGGCAACGACGUCACCGACUCUGCACUUUCCACCGACUCUUCUAUGGACGAGUCGUCUGAAACAUCCUCCGCCAAGGAUGUACCAACAGGCAGCCUGCAUGCUAGCCUGCUGGAGCUGCGAAGGCUCACGCAGAACCUGCUGGAUGGCAACGAGUCCACGGGCUCACGGCGCAGUGACGAAGAGGCACUAGAGGAUCAGGUACGGAAACUGAGCGAGGAGCUGCGGACUCUCAGGGACCAGUGUGAGGGCGAGCAGGAGAAGGCCCGAGUUAGCCAGGAGGAGGUGCUGCAUCUGCACAACCAGGUGGCGCUGCUGUCGCUAGAGCUAUGUACUGUGCGCGAGGAAACCGAGCACUUGCGAACAGUGGCGGAGGUGCGGGAGCCCAGCGAGCAGCUGCAGAGCGCCAUCCGGGACCGGGAUGAAGCAAUUGCCAAGAAGAAGGCGGUGGAGAUGGAACUGGCCAAGUGCAAGAUUGACAUCAUGUCUCUGAACAGCCAGCUGCUGGAUGCCAUCCAGCAGAAGCUCAACCUGUCACAGCAGCUUGAGGCCUGGCAGGAUGACAUGCACCGGGUCAUCGACCAGCAGUUGAUGGACCAGCACCGGCAAGGGGGCAGGGCGUCGUCACACUCCUCCUCCGAUUCACCGGCCAGGCGGGACGCCCCCUCCAGGAGGCCUCCGCGCCUAGCCAAUGGGGACAGGAAGUUGUUCUCCUUCUUCAAGAAGAAUUGAGAAGCUGGGGUGGGGGAAGAAAUUAACCAAAGUGAUGCAGGCUUCAUAAGAGAGGAAGACAGGGAGGCAGGCCGGGGGUGGCCAAGAGCAGUAGCCCAGCGGCCUUUAAAUGCAUUUUAAUAAGCACUUAAUUCACCUGAAACACCAGGUCAGGUGACCUGCUAUCCAUAUCAUUACAUUAGUAAACUUAAAGCGGCGGGCUGAGCACCGUUAAGCUGGUGAGAAGGGCUGGCCACCCCUGGACCAGGCGACGUGUAGAACAAAGCCAGAGAGGCAGACAGCACUCUGAGAGUGAGAAGUGGACAGGCUGACAAGCUGUCGCCAUCAUUUAGCACUUUAUCUGUCUCCCCAUCAUGCCCUGGGGGGUGGGCUUGCGAUUGGUGCCCCAGCAUGACAAGGCCCUCUUGUGGCCAGACAUGAGCUCCUCAGCCAGUAGUGACUAAUUUCUCCAGAACUAUCUCUGUGUUUAAAUUUCUGCCUGCACCUCCAGCCGGGAAGGCAGAGGAUGGCAAGUUUUCCUUUUUUUUCCACAAGGGCAUAUUAUCUUGUUGCUUCCAGGUUCAACCACCUUCUUAGGACCAUUCAAAUAUUAGGGGGGGGAGCACAGCCUCUGUGAUACUGUCAGCUGAGGACCAGCACAGAAAAGCUGAUGUGUGCUGUCUCUGAGAACCUCCCAGGGAGCCUAUCAUGUGACAGGAAGUGCAUCUCAGACCAUUUCUGACAGGUCCCGGCCUCAGUGUUUAGACAGGAAAGAGAGCUGCAAUGCUCGGCCCCUAAAUGCUCCUGGGAGACUGUGAAAAUGCUUGGACUGGGACAGUUUCCAGGAGUGGCUUGUCACGUGUGUCCCUGAAAAACAUGGACUGCAGGGACAGUCGGGGACAGAGUGCAGCAAAAUGCGACUGGCAAUCCUCUUAAAACAGAUUUUGUUUAAACUAGAGCAAGUGCAAUUGCAUUUUUUGUUUCUAUAAAAGCUAUAGCAUAUCCUUGCUUAGAAAUCAGGUGCCGAUACAGCAUGUAAGUACUAUUAGACAGUAUAUUUAUAUUCUAUAAAGAUAUGUGUACAGCUUUCCCCUGGUAAUGAGGCAUGCAGGUAACCUCACGUCUGGGAGGAGCACAAAGGGUGGUUGAAACUGGCAGCAAGGGGACACAGGCCACGCGUUGAGGCCAGUAUGAGAGUGGCUUGCAACUAACAAGGGAAGUAUAGACAGUCUUAAUUUGAACUGGCUAAACUGCUACCGUUACGUUACACGGGAGUUAGCUGGCUGAGCCUAUACCGUUACGCUACGGAGGUUAGCUGGCUGAGCCUCUACCGUUACGGGAGUUAGCUGGCUGAGCCUCUAUCAUUAUAUUACACGGGAGUUAAAAAUAACGAGAGAAGCUCAUUAGUCACUCAGGGCAGGACAUUUUUUACGGAUACUGAAUGUUAAGCAAACGCUUGUGUGUUUAUAUACACAUAUAACCACACUCGGGUAUUUAUGAUGAAGUGCUAAAUGGUUUGUGGCUCAUCUUCUGAUAGCAGCGGCAGCAUCAGGGUAACAUGUAGCCAGGCGUUUUCCUGUUGGCAUCGCUUGCAUGCUGUGCACAUGCUGUGUUUCUGGGCUCAUGAAACAUGUUUUCUCAUGGCUUGUCAUUGACUCGCUUCUAGACCUGUGGACAUGGACAUACACUGCCUGGAGGUUAGGGGGCGCUCAAUGCUUUCGCUGUGGGCCAAAUGGGAGGCCUGUCAUGCUUUAGUGAGAGACUGGCAGCAGACUGCUGUAGGGAGGCUCUGGUUAUACCUGAACACAGCUAUGCACAAAUGAGGCAGGUGUUGGUGAGAACGAACCCAAAGAAUGAUUUUUUUUUUUUUUUUUUUUUUUUUUUUUUUUUUUAAACAGAAAAAAAAACAGUUUUGGGAGAAGUAUAUUUAUAUAUCUAUAACUUUUGAAUGAAAAGUAAAUUUUUUAGAAAGAUGUACAUAUUUGUUUGUUGCUGUCUUUUGUUUUUACAAGCAACUGUUUACAGGACGUACAAUUCCUGGGGGGGGGGGGCAUCAGGCUGAGUGGGGAGGGUGCUUCUGAAUUUAGACACACAGGGCUCAGUGGAUUCCAGCACGACUGCAAACUGACCCUGCCGAAAGAGAGGCGGCACGCUGUUCAGAGACGUAUAUAGAAGGAUGAACUGUCCCAUUGAUCCAUUCACUGAAGCUUUCCCAAGCUUAAGGUGGUAAAAUGAAGCUGCGUAUAGGAUUUGGCUGCUAUAACCUGACCUGACUGCUGUUACUUUGUGAUGAUUCUUGUGCAGCCCAUUUGCUGUAUUGGUGUUCUCUGGGCAUAAGAGCACCUCCUGCUGAUGUAGGGUCAUAGUGAACAGAAGUCCCCAUAGCAGCAGAAUGUGGUAGUAGCAUUAUUUCAGCCAAGUUUAAAUAGGCAGAGUGCCCCCCAGUGGCUGAUCAGAGGUACGUGCAGUCAGUGGCCACUUCAUUAGGUAUACCUGCUCAAUCACUCAAACAGUCGACCCUGUGGCUGCAGCUGAACACAUACAGCAGACACACAUGGUCAGGAGCUCCAUUUAGCCAAGCAUUUAAACAGCUAUGGCUUGAUCUGACAUUUUUGCCCACUACGGUGUCUACAGUUUACAAAGUCCAGGGUAGUGAACAAAGGCAUUCUGUGCAUGCAAUUUCUGUGGCUGAAAGGACCUUGUUAGAGAAACUGAACAGGAAGGCUACUAGCGCAAAAAUAACCACGCAUUACAACAGGGAUGUGCAGGAGCGUAGGGGGUCCUACUUGGUACUACGUAGGAUUAAAGUGGCCACUGAGUGUAUGUGUCAUGCCUUGCUUCUUCUGGCAGAGCAGUUGCUAACUUCCUGGCUUUAAAUGACUUAUGAAAAGGCAGAGAGGACACUCACAGAGGUGGCCUGCUUGAUGGCUACAGUGGCUCUGAGAUGUUGAGAUUGGAGCCCAUCAUCUCUGCUUCAGACUCCCUCCAGGAAAGCUGUAGGCCAGAACAGGGGAAGAUCAACAGUAUUUAACCCCAUGAAGAAAAAACCUCAACUGUACCUGUUUACACUGUAGAAUGACAGCCUGUUUUACGGUUUACAGAUUUGUGUCUUUAUCGGUCACGUUCCAUAGGUCAGUCUGCCCCCACCCCCCUUUCCUUCGCUGAGGAGACAUUGCGUCUUUUUUGUGUAAUCCUAUGCUCUUUAGUUCACAAGCUCAGCUCAGGUGUUAGUGAGCUUCGGUGAGCAUCUGUUUAAACCUCGUGUAGGACUUUCCCAUUGUGACCAACGUAUUUUACAUCUACUUAGCUUCCAGAGAGAAAAGCCUGCAUGCAGACAAACAGUGGUUACAGCAGGUCCUGCCUGGCAGCAAGAAUCAGGUGAACCAGAGGGGCAGGGUCCCAGCACCCCACUGCAGCCAAUUAUAGAGGGCCAACAGGCAGUGCACUGCUCUGCUUCUACCUUGUUGCUGAAAAAAGGUUGAGCACUGUAAGAGAAAAAAAUCCAGGAGCAGGCCACAUGUAAGCUGAGAUUCAUCCUUACUUCUUUGAUAGUUCUACAACAGAAAAUCGUUAACUCUACACAUUUCAUGAUGAAAUCAGUUAGGUCAUAACUGAAUCUACAGAUAUUUUGCAGUAGCUUAAAACAACAGUUGGAAGUUGACGUGCAAUUAGUUUCAAAGGGUACAAAGCUAAGAUUAAGGCUGCUAACGUCCUCUGAUGGCGUUCAUGUUGCUGUGAGAGCCUUAGAACUGACGGCUGCAUCGUCAGCUGCCGAUUCGCAUCCUGGAUGAACUGUAUCCUGUCUUUGUAUCUGCAUGGAAGCAAAGUAUACACACAGUAUGAAAUGGCUGAGAUGGGACCUAAGGCCUCCAGGAGUCCCUCAGGCCUCGGCAGACAUGCUCACCGGCGCCCCACAGAGGUUCCUCAGUGCCGGUUUGCCAGCCCAGGUCUGGCUUUCAUGCCAUUCUGAGGUUACCGGUCGCGUCAAGUGACAGGCGGCAAGGAGUUAUAAUUUUGUACACAUUUUGUAUGUUUGUAUGUAGGAUGUGCAUUAAACAUACUAAAGACUUAUGCACAAGUGAAAAAUAUGAAUUGUACUGUACAUAUAACAUUCUAGUUUUAUAUGACUGAGGGGCACUUUCAUAAUGAUAUCCCAUUUGUAUAUAAAAGGAAAUAAAGAGAAAACCAUGUUUAUGCUUUUAUACAAUAUGUACAAAAGGAAAAUGCUUAUUUUUUCUUUUAGUAAUAAUCCUCUAUACCAGGAGUCACCAACAUGGUGCCCGGGGCACCAGGACGCCCCCAGGCACCACGGGUCGCCCGCGGACCCGUUAUAAAAACAGCACAACUCACUAGUGAACAGCGUGUAAAAUCUAAUUUUAUCCUGUUACUAUUCUUCUUCAAUCACAUUUGCAUUUAUAUAGAUUUGAAAAUGAUAUCUAAAAAAAAAAGCAUUUAAAACAUUAUAUUAUACAUGAAGUUUACAUAAGUUUAGGAGGGCGUUUCACAAUGAAAGCCCUUCGUAUGGCUCUCAGUUUCAAAAAGGUUGGUGACCCCUGAUCUAAACACUGUACAAGGAAAAAAGGUUUUACA